This is a messenger RNA of Drosophila takahashii, 1437 nucleotides long. RefSeq names its product synaptic vesicle glycoprotein 2C. Gene Ontology annotation, cellular component: membrane. Gene Ontology annotation, molecular function: transmembrane transporter activity. The record is from RefSeq and is a predicted model, not a curated record. NCBI's taxonomy places the organism in Eukaryota, Metazoa, Arthropoda, Insecta, Diptera, Drosophilidae. Gene Ontology annotation, biological process: transmembrane transport.
GGCAGGAUGCAGUUCGUUGUUUUAUUUUGCUGUUUUGUACUGCAAGUGUGGAUAACCAACGAGCAGCUGGGCAUUGGAGUGGUACUGGCAGGAGCCAGUUGUGAGCUGGAAAUCCACGAUAAGCGGCUGGCCUGGCUAAUGGCGGGAAAUUUUACAGCUCAGCUGGUAUCCUGUUUUCUAUGGGGCCAAUUGUCGGACGUUCAUGGAAGACGCAAAGUGAUUUUGCUUACGGGAAUCUGCUCAAACUUAUUAUCCAUUCUUUCGGCUUUUAUGCCAGAGUUUUGGGGAUUCUUUGGCCUGCGUAUAUUAUCAGGUUUCUUUCUCUCAGCUUCGGUGGUCAGUUGCCUGACCUACAUGAGUGAGUUCACAAAGGUUUCCCUGCGACCCAGAGUGCUGACCAUUAUGAGCUAUGCCAUCGGUUUCAGUCUUAUCUAUGUGCCGGCUCUGGCUGGUGGCAUUUUACCGCUGGAUAUCAAGGUCAGUGCCUGGCGUAUCCUGCUGUUGCUCAACCAGUUGCCCGGAGCCAUAGGCAUCAUCGUUUUGAUCUUCCUGCCCGAGAGUCCCAAGUACUAUCUUUCGGUUGGCGAACAGGAGAAGGCCAUGAAGGUAAUGGAGAGGGUCUGCCGGAUGAACAAGGGCAAGAAUGCUACGCUGGAAAGUUUUGGGGUGUCCUCACUCACACAGCCUCGCUUGCGCCACAAGUCCAUGUUUUUAGGCCCUUGCCAAGAUGUCAAGAUUCUGAUGACUAAAUAUUCAAAAUUCAUGUGGAUUUUCGCAUUCGCCUUCUUUAGCCUGUCUGGACUAGCCUUCGCUCUGCCUAUUUGGAUGUUGCGGAUCAGGGUUAUGACGAGUCAAGAGGAAAAGCCGGAGACGAUAUGCAAUCUCUUGCAGGAGAAAAUUACGAGUCCAAAAGAUGUGAAAUGCCAUUUAACCUAUGAUGAAAUGGAGGAUCCUCUUAUUCAUGGUUUCGUUGUCCUCAGCCUUUUCAUUGUCACCAGCCUUCUCUUGAUUUGCCUUAAUCGACGAACACUCGUUUUGCUUUUUAUUUCGAUUGCCAUCCUGGGAUGCGCUUUAUUGAACUUUGUGAAGGCGCCUCUCCUCAUAUUAAUUAGCUUUAUGGCCGUAAUCGAUCCACCAAUGUGCUGCAUCAGGUUGACAAGUUCCCUGCUCAUAGAUUUCAUACCCACUCAUCUGAGGGGAAAAGCCUUUUCUAUUACCCUUAUGAUGGGUCGUUGUGGUGUCCUGAUGAGCAACUUGUAUGUGGGCUACACUUUGACACACGUCUGCUAUGCCACCUUCAAUAGUUUUAUUCUAUUGCUCAUAGUUUGCGGUAUCCUCGUGUUCUUAUUACCAGCCGAAUAUAGAAUGGAUAGUUUUUCAAUGUGAUGAGGACUCUUGUGUAAAUUAGUAAAUAAAUAUACCAGAUGUGAAUUAAAA